AUGAUCGAAACAAACGCCGUUGGCGGCAAUAACAUGAAAAAGAAGGCGUCGCAAGGCCGGAAAAAGAUCGAAAUCAAGAGAAUAGAAGAAGUAAACAACCGUCAAGUCACAUUCUCGAAGCGCCGUGCCGGCCUUUUCAAAAAAGCCAGCGAGCUUUGCAUAUUGACCGGAGCCCAAAUCGCCAUCCUCGUCAACUCCCCCGGUGGCCGGGUUUUCGCAUUCGGUCACCCCACCGCCGACGCCCUUAUCGACCGCUACCUCUCCACCCCCGCCGCCGCCACUGGAUCAACAUCCGAUGGUACUUCAUCAUCUCAAAAGCCACUAAUGGUGAAAGAAUUCAACCAACACUACGUGGAGGUUUCGAAGGAGUUGGAGGCGGAGAAGAAACGGAAGGAAGUGAUUCAAGAAUCCAAAAUGGUGAACGGCGGCAGUGGAUUAGCGUGGUACGAUGAAACCAUUGACGAGUUGGAGUUGGAGGAGUUGCAGCAAUAUCUAUCGUCGUUGGUUGAGUUAAAGAGGAAGGUUCUAGUUAGAGCCGAUGAACUGAUGAUGAUCAAGAAGGCUCCGGCGUUGUUGGGUCCGAACAUGUUGGAUAUGGGUCAAGUAUCAAAUCACAUUCCGAAUAUCGAGAUCAUGCCUUCCAACAUGAUGGCUCCAGUUGGUUUUAACUUCGGUCCUGCCAUGGACUACCAGCCAAGGUAA
Molecule: messenger RNA, 702 nt
Organism: Cynara cardunculus var. scolymus (artichoke)
Lineage: Eukaryota; Viridiplantae; Streptophyta; Magnoliopsida; Asterales; Asteraceae
Product: agamous-like MADS-box protein AGL62
Exons: 1
Coding region: 1-702 (233 amino acids)
Biological process (GO): positive regulation of transcription by RNA polymerase II
Molecular function (GO): DNA-binding transcription factor activity, RNA polymerase II-specific; RNA polymerase II cis-regulatory region sequence-specific DNA binding; protein dimerization activity
Source: RefSeq, a predicted model, not a curated record